AAAUCCUCUCCGAUCAAACCCUUUAUAUAAAAACUCCCAAAAUUCUCUCUUUUUCAACCCAAAAUCCAAACCCCGAUGGCCAAGAUCGACUCCCUUCGUCGGUUUCUCCUCCCCUGUUUCUUUCCCCCCACUGUCACAAACGCCACCGCCGCCUCCGCCGUCCCCAAGAAACGUCUAAGCACCUCCCUUCGCGACGACGUCGAAACCACCACCUCCACUACCGCCAAUGGUGAUCCAACCAACGACCAAGAUUCCGCCCAAGAUUCUCCGGCCACCACUCCCGACAACGUGACGCCAAAGUUCGCCGCCACCGCCGCCAUCGCAGCCCCACCCAGGCCUUCAAAAACCAUGGUCAUUGGAACCAUCUUCGGCCACCGGCGUGGGCAUGUGUGGUUCUGUGUUCAACACGACCGUCUCCGAAACAAGCCGUUUCUCCUCCUCGAGUUUCCGAUUCUGACUCACCAACUCGUUAACGAAAUGCGGUUCGGACUCGUCCGAAUCGCCCUUGAGUGCAAUCGGGUCGAACUCGGACUCUGCCCGCUUCGUUCGAUUCCCAUAUGGGCAAUGUCUUGCAAUGGGCGAAAACUCGGGUUCGCCGCGAAAAAAAAAGCCGGGGACUCGGUCCGGUCCAUGUUGAAGACAAUGCAAUCGACAACGGUCGGAGCCGGUGUAAUGCCAUCCGGGUUCGGGUCGGGUUCGGAGGAGGUCAUGUACAUGAGGGCUAAUUAUGAGCACGUGGUGGGGAGUGCUGACUCGGAAUCGUUUCAUCUUAUCAACCCGGACGAGUGCCCGGGUCAAGAACUCAGUAUCUUCUUGCUCAGAUCUCGAAAUGGGUAA
Messenger RNA from Benincasa hispida (wax gourd), 837 nucleotides. RefSeq names its product MIZU-KUSSEI-like protein (Protein of unknown function, DUF617). Lineage: Eukaryota; Viridiplantae; Streptophyta; Magnoliopsida; Cucurbitales; Cucurbitaceae. Gene Ontology annotation, biological process: hydrotropism. The record is from RefSeq and is a predicted model, not a curated record.